Molecule: messenger RNA, 1867 nt
Organism: Carassius gibelio (silver crucian carp)
Lineage: Eukaryota; Metazoa; Chordata; Actinopteri; Cypriniformes; Cyprinidae
Exons: 1
Coding region: 389-1867 (492 amino acids)
Biological process (GO): modulation of chemical synaptic transmission; positive regulation of AMPA receptor activity; proteolysis
Molecular function (GO): aspartic-type endopeptidase activity; mRNA binding
Source: RefSeq, a predicted model, not a curated record
UUGAUUAAGUCUUUCUUUACAGACUUUCUGUGUGGAUACUGUUUUCAUUUGUUGAUCUGGUUUCAUUUCAAUUCAUUUUCUUAUAAAUGCAUUUGUUUAGUUUAUUUCUUCUGUUUUCUAAAUGGAUAUAAAGAUAUAAAAAGUUAAUUCCUGUCUUUAUUGUUUGUGGUUAUACACUGGGGAAUAUACUAAGAUUUUGUAGUAAUGUGUUCUUAGUUGGUGGGCCCCUCCUAUUAUUCAGAUAUAUGUAACUGCAUGCUAGUAAAGGAGACAGUGGUUAUAUAGAUGGCGCCCGAACAGGGACCCACAGACUUCAUAUAUGUUGUUGAAAAAUUCCCAGUGUCUGUCACAAAAUAAACCCUAACACGUUAAUAAAUAAAUAAAUAAAAUGGCUAGUCAGGAAGUUUUGAAUGAGGAUGAGCCCGUACCCAAUACAGAUUUUUCAUCUGCACCAUUUAGCAUCCAUAGAGAACCCCUACGAGAGUUGAUUAAUACGUUCAGUGACUUGUACCUUGAUUCAGAGGAGGAAGACGUGUUUGUGGAUGACGGACAAAAGGAAGUCACAUUUCUACCUCCACCACCACCUGAAAUUUACGCGGAACCGACGCACCAUCCUUCCACUGCUGUUUCAGAUAUGUUAGAACAACUCACAGGACGUUUCACCAAACUUGAGGAGCGUAUUACCGACAUCAAUCAACGGGUGAGUGAACAAGUUUCCUUCAUUGAUGUUGAAUCACAACGCAAAGCUACAGAAGAUAAAUUGUUAUACCAAAUAGACCGUGAGUGCAGUAGAGUGAGAAAACAUCUAGAACUGAGCAUUCGCGAUCUUGGACAGUCAGUGCUAGACUGUUUGAAGAGAAGAGACCAACAAUUGGAUCAGAGAUUACAAGCUUUCCAGCCUUUUAUAUCCACCCCAAUUCAGCCCAUGAAUACCAGUACUGUUCACAGACCAUUGACCGAUCAAACCUACAGUCUUCAGUCAAAUACUCAAUCUGUCAUGGACUGUUCAAAUCAGUACAACCCACCAGUCAAACUUGAGUUUCCUAGUUUCAGCAAUAGCCCGGAUGAAGAUCCUAUCUUAUUCAUUGAACGAUGUGAGGAGUAUUUCACUGUUCGACCUUUGAAGAAUAGUGAAAUUUUGGCUUCUUUAACUGCCGUACUUAAAAGUACUGCAAAAGAUUGGUGGAUGGCGGAGAAAGGGAAUGUCUGUGACUGGAAACAAUUUAAAAAAAUAUUUCUGCAAUCUUUUCUCAGUGAGGAUUAUGAAGAGUUGGCAGUAAGGAAGCUGAUGGAGAGGAGACAAGGUGCAAGAGAAAGUUUCAGAGAUUUUGCUUUUCACUAUAGAGCUCUUUGUUUGAGAUGGAAGAAGGACAUGUUAGAAAGAGAGGUGGUGCAAGCUAUUUUACGUAACUGUAACCCACGGCUUGCUAGCUUGCUACGUGGCAAUAUAAAAGAUGUAGGAGAACUUGUAAAAGUAGGUACACAGAUAGAACGAGAUUUUUUUGAGUCCAAGAAAUACUGGAGUCAAGUUAAUGGAGAUGAGCAAAAGAAGAGAAAUCCUCCAGAUCACGAUUCACAUCGCAAAACAGCGGCAGCCAAUACCAGAGUUGUCCAGACUUGCCAAAAUUCUAUGCAAUAUGACAUCAGAAACCUUAUCAUUCCCAUAACCCUACAAGACAUGCAUAUUACUGCUAUGGUGGACACUGGCAGUACUUUGUCACUAAUUCAAAAGUCAUGCUGGAAACAGUUAAGCCGUCAAGAAGUAUACCUACCUGGUGGGGGACAAACUUUCCUUUUAGCCAACGGACAACGCCAAACGCUGUUGGAAAGGUUGUGUGGAAGAGUGAAGUGCAGGGUCGUCCAAUAG